This is a messenger RNA of Cokeromyces recurvatus, 174 nucleotides long. RefSeq lists its product as uncharacterized. Lineage: Eukaryota; Fungi; Mucoromycota; Mucoromycetes; Mucorales; Mucoraceae. The record is from RefSeq and is a predicted model, not a curated record. Bases 1 to 174 code for a protein of 57 amino acids. The transcript has a single exon.
AUGAAACAUUUAGAAUCCUGCCAGAACAGUUGUAUUAGAAGGACCUUUGAUGAGUUUUCUCGAACUUUAGUAACACUAAUACUUCAGUUGGUUAAUCAAUCUACAAUGGCAGGCAGAGCGCUCCUCCUACAAGACCAAUUUCUUUUCUGUAUUAAUAAAUCACCUACCUAUUAA